UGCUGUGUGAUCUGCCUCUCUGAGAUUACAGAGCCAUGUGUGGCAGUCCCAUGUUCACAUCGUAACUUCGAUUUCAUCUGUCUUGCAACAUGGCUGCAGGCAGACACACGCUGUCCGCUCUGCAAGGCAGAUCUCGUCGAAGUUCGGUUGGACCCCGCCCAGGGGGAAGAGAACCGGAAGAAAUACAAGUCUGCGCAUCCAUCAGAAAUGGAGACUCGUGCCCAAAAUGCCCUGAGGUUCCGCCGCAAGGUCUACAGCCAGCGGCUUUAUUCGCUUCAUGUUGGCUCAAGCCUGUCGACUCGCUUCAGGGAAUGGACACGCGACGAUAUCGUCGAGGGGUCCGAGAUGUUGGGUCGUGCCCGGGCUUGGAUUCGGCGGGAGCUGCAGGUGUUCCGUCACGUACUCAGUGGCGGCGAAGGCGAAGAUAUAGACACUGCUGAAGAUGGCCGAAAGCGCAGGCGACAGAAGAAUGCAGCUUUCGUGCUCGAGUACGUGGUUGCUGUUCUGAAGACAGUAGACCUUCAGGCCAGCAACGGCCAUGCUGGGGCACUGCUAGCUGAUUUCAUAGGAAGGGAGAAUGCUGUGCUUUUCUUGCAUGAGCUCCACAACUUCCUCAGAUCACCUUACAGUGUGGAAGAGUGGGAUAUGCACGCACAGUAU
Cryphonectria parasitica EP155 is the source of this 660-nucleotide messenger RNA. RefSeq lists its product as uncharacterized. Gene Ontology annotation, biological process: protein monoubiquitination; protein polyubiquitination. Gene Ontology annotation, molecular function: ubiquitin protein ligase activity. The annotation marks the transcript as partial. The record is from RefSeq and is a predicted model, not a curated record. NCBI's taxonomy places the organism in Eukaryota, Fungi, Ascomycota, Sordariomycetes, Diaporthales, Cryphonectriaceae. The transcript is spliced from 2 exons.